Nematolebias whitei (Rio pearlfish) is the source of this 1146-nucleotide messenger RNA. RefSeq names its product zinc finger protein 239-like. The transcript has a single exon. The record is from RefSeq and is a predicted model, not a curated record. The coding region runs from base 1 to 1146 and encodes 381 amino acids. Gene Ontology annotation, biological process: regulation of transcription by RNA polymerase II. Lineage: Eukaryota; Metazoa; Chordata; Actinopteri; Cyprinodontiformes; Rivulidae. Gene Ontology annotation, cellular component: nucleus. Gene Ontology annotation, molecular function: DNA-binding transcription factor activity, RNA polymerase II-specific; RNA polymerase II cis-regulatory region sequence-specific DNA binding.
AUGUCUGACGUGGACCAGAAAGACACAGAGUCUCUCCGUAUGAAGCUUCAGCAGCACCAAGUGGAAGAUGAAGAUCUUCCAACCAGCAGCUCAGCUGACCAGAUUAAUGCAGCAACUGUUGUAGAGGACUGUGGAGGAGCAGGAACUACCAGCAACCCAGAUGUAAAUACUCAUGAAGAUGAUUCGAGCUCUUCAGAGACUGAAGUCAGUGAGGAUGAUGAUGAUGUGAAUUAUCCUAAUUCUCAGCUGAAAGACUCAUCAGAUUCUGGAUCAGAACCUGAAGACAUUGACAAUGACUGGAAGGAGAGCAGGGCUCCUGAGUCAGGUGUAAACACUGUCAACAAAUCUUGCAGCUGCUCUGAGUGUGAGAAACAAUUUCUCCACAAGGAGUCUGUCCAGAGAAACAAGACAGGUUAUUCAAUAAUAAAGUGCUCAAGUUGUUUGGUCAAUAUGAAAUGUUUUAGAGGGAAGGAAAUUGGAGACUCAAACAAAAACAUCCAGCCAAGUCAAAAAUCUUUUAGUUGUGAUGACUGUGGAAAAAGAUUUAACAGAAAACGUAAUUUAAACAGACACGUAAGAAUCCACACUGGACAGAAACCAUUUGCUUGUGAUGUUUGUGGACAAAGGUUUGGACGAAAGUCAAAUUUAAUAGAACACAUGAGAAUCCACACAGGACAGAAACCAUUUGCUUGUUGUGUUUGUGGACAAAGUUUUGGACGAAAAUCAACUUUAAACACACACAUGAGAAUCCACACAGGAGAGAAACCAUUUGCUUGUGGUGUUUGUGGACAAGAGUUUAGAGAUGAGUCUUAUUUAAACAAACACAUGAGAAUCCACACAGGAGAGAAACCAUUUUCUUGUGAUUUUUGUGACCAAAAGUUUACAAACAAGUCAGCUUUAAAUACGCACAUGAGAAUCCAUACAGGACAGAAACCAUUUGCUUGUGAUGUUUGUGGACAAAGUUUUCGCUAUAAGUCAACUUUAAAUGCACAUAUAAGAAUCCACACAGGAGAGAAACCAUUUGUUUGUGAUUUUUGUGGACAAAAGUUUAGACAAAAGUCACAUUUAAACAGACACCUGAGAAUUCACACUGGAGGAGAAAACAGUUCAGUUCUAAAUAUUAAGACAGUUUUUAAAAACACUUGA